AUGCACACGUGCACACAGACCCUUCCUGUGGUCGUGCCUGGCGCUGUCCCGCGCUCCGCCUGCGCAGCCCCCGGCAGCCGGGCCCUGGCUGCUGUCCCGCACGCAUGCGGCUCGGCCUGGCCUGGCAGGAGCGCCCCGAGGGACGCCCGCGCCCAGCACCCGGCGGACACCCCCCUCCUCCAUCCGGGGGACGCGCGCAGACACCUGCCCUGGGCCGUGGAGAUGCUCGGGCGCGCUCAGAAACAGCCGGUGUCACGCAGAGCCGGGGACACGGAGAAUUAAACUGGAAUCCAGACAUGAGGAAGGUUUUGUUGGUGGAACCUGUCAUUGUCAUAUACUGUUUUGCUUUUUUCUUGUCCCUCCCACUAGUACAACAGUAUAUUUAUCGAAGGCUGUGGGAAGAAGAAAACAAUACCACUUUCAUUGAUUAUGGCAACACUACUUACUGUGAGCAAAAUCAAAGUAACCCAGCCUAUAUCAAACAAAAGGAAGUCCAACAAAAGGCCUCCCUUUUUUCUUUGCAAAUGGACUUAAGUGGGUCAGUUCCCAGCAUUAUAGUUGCCUUUAUAGUUGUAGCUAAUGGAGAUCGCUAUGGACGCAAAAGAGCUUUGGUUCUGCCUUCCCUGGGAGCUCUUAUGACAAAUGUUUUCUACAGUAUCUUGUCAUAUUUCUCCUGGACUCUCUCUCUAUUUUUUGCUCUUGCAUUCAUUAGUGGACUGUUUGGAAGCCUGACCACUUUCCUUGGAGGUGGGUUUGCCUUCAUAGCAGAUUUAUGUCAUGAUGAGAAGCAGAAAACUAAACGCAUAGCUGUAAUUGAUUUGAUUUUGGGACUUGUGUCUGGAUUAGCAGGACUGUCCUCUGGCUACUUCAUCAGAGGAGUAGGCUUUACAUGGACAUUUGCAAUUGCAUCUCUGCUUCAUGGUAUAAAUAUUUUCUAUAUUAUAUUUUGGCUGAAGGAGACUGUGGAUGUAUCUGAAUCCCAGCAACAUGCCUCAUUAUCUUGUAAAGAAAGCUUUAAAGAAACAUUUUCUGGAGUGUACAUGCUUUUUAAAACUUCCUCUUGUAAAAAACGAACUUUAAUCACUGUGUUGCUUUUUGCAUUUAUGUCUUAUUUCUUUGCCAUGAUUGGUGGGACUUCCCUUUUUACAUUGUAUGAACUGGAUGCUCCUCUCUGCUGGAACGAAGUCUACAUUGGAUAUGGAGCAGCUGCAUUCACUUCUGUCUCUCUGACCAGUUUUUUAGGAGUGUACUUGUUUUCUCAGUUUAUGAAAGACAUUUAUAUUGUUUUUAUUGGGAUAUUUUCUUACAUUGGAGGAAUAAUCAUGGCUGCCUUUGCCAAAACUACACUGCUUAUGUUUUUAGUGAGGGUGCCAUCUCUCCUGUGCUUUAUGCCUGUUCCUGUUCUGCGAUCCAUGUUGUCAAAAGUGGUUCUGGACAGUGAACAAGGUGCUGUGUUUGCUUGUAUUGCCUGCUUAGAAGCUGUGACUGGUAGCAUGGCAUAUGUAGUUUUUAAUAGUCUCUAUGCAGCCACUGUCAUCUGGUUUCCAGGCUUUAGUUUUCUUAUAGCAGCUGGUAUUUGUAUAAUUCCUCUCAGCAUACUGAGUGGGCUUUUGUGCACCAGUUGGCAUGAAGAGGACUUGGCAUUACUUGUACAUGAAGAAAUAUCCAGUGCGGAGAGUGUUGAUGAUUAAACAAAGAAUUCACCUACCUUCACUUUCUAAUCUUCUGGCACAGACUGUUUGUACAUACAGGGAGGGUGAAGAGAGUGUGGUAACUGUAGAUGCAAUCUGUAGCCCUGCCACGAUUCCUGCUAAACUGCUAAUAUUUCUAGCCUUCCUACUUAAUGUUUUAGUCCUUAUACUUAACUAUGCAAAAAUGGUGGGGGCGGAGAUUUUUUAACAGACUUAAAAUAUUAAGACAAAAUAAUUUAGAGUUGUAUUGUUUCUACUUCUUUCUCAGCUGAGAUUUGCAUUGAGACACAGAUAGUUUGCCAGACCCUCAGCAACAAACUAUCUGCUGUUCUGCUGAAGGGAGUGGUCUUAGAGUAGGAACAAACAUAGGAUCCUCAAAAGUGAAGGGGGAGCAUGGUAAUACUGUUGCAUCUGCAUGGAUCUGUAGUAAUACAAGUGAGCUAAUCCCAGUUUUGACCACAGCUGAAACAGGUUUAAAGGUGGAGCAGUUUUGCUAUAAACAGGCCCAUGUAACUAUAACGUAACAGCUACUGCAAGGGGUCUGACAGCUGCCCUUUCCUUUUCUGCAGCCAUUGAACUCUGCCCUGACUGAAUAAAAUGCAGCUUGCAAUCAGACACAUGGAUGAAUUUUUGCAGGGACCAGACUGUAUACUUUUUCAGAUUGCAAAAGGAUCAACUUUUGUUGCCAUUUCUCCAUAUAUUAUGCGGUAUGGUACAUACAGCUAUUGCAUCUCAAAUCAUUGUAGCCUGUUAAGUUCCUUCUCUCUCAGAAGAUGUUGAUUUUUUUUUUUUUUUAAAUAACUGAGUUGUGGAGGUGAUCAAAUAUGAACCCACAUCUUUUUACAAUGUCCUUUUCCAAUGUACGUGCUGUAACUAUAAUUAACACUUAUAUAAUUAUGCACUUGUUCCUGUUUCCGUGCUAGGGAAACAGAGGCAGAAAGGUUCAAUGAUUUGCCCUAGCCCAAGAGUGAAUUAUCAUGAAAACCAGAAAAAGAAAUCAAUUCAUGCUCCCUGGCCUUGCACUUUAGCAUCUGUGUAUAUAAACAAAAACAGAAACUCACAUUACAUCCUGUACAGCACUGCAUGGAAAUGUAGCCAAUUGGAACACUUAGGAACUUCCCCCAGCCCUAUUGUAAUAGAUUAUUUAGCAGCUAAUAUUGUUUUAUUCUAUAAAAGCACCCUUUACUACUGUUUUUAUGAGAUGUUAGAGAAAUCAGAAUAAAAUACAAAGGGCAGCAUUAACUGGAACCUCUAUAUUAAAGGGACAUUUGUAUUAGGAAAUCAACUGUGAAACAUGAACUGACUUAAAUGCACAAACUUUUGUUGCUAGAAAGGGGGCGUAACACAGAUACAUGCACCCUAGUGAAGUGACAUGCUUUUCCAUUUAGGUUCUCCUUGUGAAUAUAUUGCUGCCUCAAAAGGUUUUCAAAGAUUGUCUGCCAAAAAUAUCAACUGUUUCAAGCCUGGUAUUGUAAUCAUUAAAUCAGCAUUCAAUCUAGGUUAUUGUUUCCCAAACUGGGAUAUGAGGCAGAUGUCUAGAGCAGUGGUUCUCAACCUUUUUAUAGUCUAGGCACUACUCAUUAAGCUCAAAUCAUCCCUCAAAAGCUGCCAGCUCUUAGUUUUCACUCAUUUUCUGACUACAGAAAAAUAAUAAGAGUUCUUCUAUUGCAUAGAACUCAGAAAGAUCACAACAGGUCAGAAUGUUUUAACACCAUUGGGAAUUUGUACAUGACAUGGGGGUUUAAUUCUCCCUAAAUUGAAGUGGUGUUUUUUUAAAAAACAUUGCUUCAGUUUAGGGUGAAGUAAACCCCAAUGUCAUGUACACUUGUGUCUGCCCGAUCCUUGCCUGCCCCUCCAGUGGCAGAGAGAGGAGAGUGAGCUGCUGGUGGCCAGGGCAGCAGGGGGGGGGAAGUAGGGGGCUGGUGAUUCCCUAUACAGCAGCAGCAGUCCCACCUCCUCAGCGGCCCCCACCUCAGGCUCAGGCGGUCCCGGGGGGCAUUGCAGCCACAGAGGGAAGCACCAGGCCCCUGCGCAGCUCAGGCAGGCUGGGGGGGGAGGGGAGGGGUUACCCUGACAGGUUACCUAAACAGCCCCUGAACCUCUCACGGCCCAGUGCUGCUCUCUGCAGCUGUAGGGUAGAAAACUAAAACUCCUCGGAGGUGCUUUAGCUUGCAGCAUCCCAAAGUCAUUUGCUGUGUCCCAAAGUCAUUUAAGGUGAGUUAUGCCACCAAAUGUGCAAACAGCAAUAAAGAGGUGCAAAAGGCAUUUAACCUGCUUUAAAGUAUCAUCUACAAACACCCAUUCAUUCUUUUCUGAAAUCUCUGGGCUUAUAUUGUGAACCAUAUUUGCACACCUAGUGCACACAUUGUAUGGCACCCUAGUUGAGAAUCACUGGUCUAGAGCAGUGCACCUAGGGGUGCCUUCAGCCUAAAAGAACUGAGAACCACUGGUCUAGAAGGUAGAUAUCAGGAAGGACUGGGAAAGCAGAAAGGAAAGGGGGAUCUAAAAGGAAGGAAAAAUUAAAAACAACCUUAUGCUACUUCUUACUCUAUGUGUAGUGAGUGUUGUUUUUUUUUAAUUAACUGCAACAUGUAAUCCUGGGGGCACACAGCACUAUAAACUUGCAAAGAGGUAAGCAAUCCAAAAAAAUUUAAGCACCACUGCUCUAGGCUGUAAACUUUUCAAAAUAAAAACCAUUUUUUUUUUAAAGUAUGUACUGGUUAUGCAGCACUUUCAGACUUUAACUAUUUCUGCCUGGAAAAAGUAGAGUAAUUCAAAGACAGACAACUGUGCUUUUAUUCAUUUCCCAUGUUCCAGUAACACACUCAGCAUCCCUGGUAGUGCACUCUUAUUAGCACAGAAAACUCAAUUCUGCAGUGGCAUUGUUGGUCCAAAUGAGAAUUUUCACACAUGGGUGGGAGGAUGGCUUGUACAUCUUGAUUUUACAGUGCAUAUAUUGUAUAACCUAUGUACAGAGUUGCAAACUAUUUUUGAUGAAUACCUCAUUCAGAACUAAAUAAGUAUGAGAUAAAGCCAAGCUGUAUGAUUGCUUUCUGUGUGUAUGCGCGUGUGUGUGUGUGUGCACACACGCACAUGUAAGAGAGAGAGAGAGCGCGCAAUGGGAUGCCAAAUGAGUUGAGGACUCCAAGAAACAUCGCACUAUUAAUUUUUAAUAAAGCUUUAGAUUAUUUGUAGUAACUGA
Messenger RNA from Alligator mississippiensis (American alligator), 4893 nucleotides. RefSeq names its product solute carrier family 46 member 3 (gene SLC46A3). NCBI's taxonomy places the organism in Eukaryota, Metazoa, Chordata, Crocodylia, Alligatoridae. Bases 105 to 1691 code for a protein of 528 amino acids. Gene Ontology annotation, molecular function: transmembrane transporter activity. Gene Ontology annotation, biological process: vacuolar transmembrane transport. Gene Ontology annotation, cellular component: lysosomal membrane. The transcript has 6 exons. The record is from RefSeq and is a predicted model, not a curated record.